Molecule: messenger RNA, 1791 nt
Organism: Cyclocybe aegerita
Lineage: Eukaryota; Fungi; Basidiomycota; Agaricomycetes; Agaricales; Hemipholiotaceae
Source: the annotation of a GenBank genome assembly
AUGGCGCUCAACGAUCCUGCUGCGGUUAUGGCGGCUUACUCCUCAAUAAUUGAUAACAAGAACAACUGGUUACUGCUGGAAUAUGUCAGCGGCACUUUCGACGAGCUUGGCCUCCACUCCUAUGGAAAUGACGGUCUCGAAGAGCUCAAAACCAAGCUGCCAGAUGUGGACGAGGUCUUUAUUGCUUUUUAUCGCGAAGAACGAGAUGUCGACCCAGGGUACAUCAUAAUCAAUUAUGUCCCACCAUGCAUCUCCAGUGUGCGGCGAGCGCGGGCACUGGUACAUGCGCGACGCGUUGGGGCCUUAUUUAAGAAACACCAAAUUAUUUUCACCAUCGACAGUCUUUCUCUUUUAACCUCCAAUAACGUUCAUCAAGCUAUUAUCAACCUGGAUAACGCCUUUUCAUCACCCACGUCCCUCCAAACGACCGCAUCCCCGAUAUCUACUUCACCUACCAAACUUCCUUCAGAAACCAACAAAGACGACCUCGUUUUCGACCCUGUGCAAUCACCUCCACCACGCCCGCUCCAGCCGAUGAGAGCACCUACACAGAACGUCUCAAAACCCGUUAUCCACGACAUGGUACGACGCUCGUUCACAGCCACCUACGCACCUGGAGUUCAACCGCCUUCUGUUGUUCCUCCCGUCCCGCCCCUGCCCAAGGGCAGUCUCUUCACCCAUCUCUUGCGGCGCAAGAAGAGGAGCGAUGAUUCUCCAGAUGCAGAGGACGGUCUACCACCGCCCACCCCGCCAAAAGACAAUGGGGUCUUUCAAACCCCCCAACCAGUUGCCGUCUCGUACUCCCAGCCGCCGCCGCCACUACCACCUAUGGAUCGUGCUGUGCGGCGGCAGCGAUCACAUAGCAUGUCCGAGUUUGCGGUCAUAUCGCAUAACUAUGUGGAGAGGCAUUCAGACGAUAUAGUAGUCGUGGAGCCGGCUGAGAAGGAAAGAACCCAUAACAAGGAACCGACACAGCUAUAUAGGAUUCCGCUGCGAGGGAAAUGGUCGAAUGAGACCACCCUUCCGAGCGAUCCUGCAGAAAGAGUACAGCGCCGUCGCGAGCUUCAGAAGCAUAGAGAACGAGAAGAACGGGAGGCCCUGGAGGAGGAGGAGGCGAGGCAGCGCCAACUGAAGUUGCAGAAGGAGGCACUGGCGAGGCAAGAAAGGGAAGAGGAGCAAAGAAGAAAGGAGCAAGUGGAAGCAGAAAUCAGGAGGAUUACUGCUGAACGCAGACGGAGAGAACAGGUGGAGAGGGACGAGGAUGAAAGAAAGCACCGAGAGCUGGAGGAACGGAAGCGGCUCGACAGGGAUCGGCGCAUGGAAGAGCACCGGCGGCUGGAGAUAUGGCGUCUGGAGCAGGCCCGGAACGCGGAGGAAGCGGCGCGUAAGGCACAGGAGGCACGUCGACUGGAAGAGGCGGAGAGAAGAAGGAAGAUCCAGCAGGCGGAGGCCAAGAUUACACAGACGAAGACACAGACAGCACUGACUGGGUGGGUAACCAUUCUUGCCCAGGAUUCUCUGUCGUGGAAGCGGAGGUGGUACAAGUUCGUCGGGACUACCAUGUUCCUGCAUCGAAGUCCCAAGGAUCUAACCACUCUGGGUCAAGUCAAUCUACGGGGUAACAUCCGCGCUCUCAAGGAGUGGAAUCAAGGGUACGAUGACCUGGAGGCCAUUGCUUUCUCAUUCGUGGUGGAAUUCAAGGACGAACGGGAUCAUUGGUCGAUGUAUGCGGAUUCCGAGGAAGAGAAGUAUAAAUUGCUAGGACUUUUGAAGGUUGCCGGAGGACUUUGA